This is a messenger RNA of Stylonychia lemnae, 1320 nucleotides long. NCBI's taxonomy places the organism in Eukaryota, Ciliophora, Spirotrichea, Sporadotrichida, Oxytrichidae. The record is from the annotation of a GenBank genome assembly.
AUGUCUUUAAGUAGUGGUAAAUCUUGGGAUAGAACUUGUAAAUAUUAUAACAGCGUUCAUUAUCCCAAUUAUUAGCUUUAAAGAAUUGAGACAUUGCAUGAUAAUGGAAUAGUGCAUAGAGAUCUAAAGCCUAAAAAUAUAAUGAUCAAUCAUUCGGUUAACGAAAUUGUCUUGAUAGAUUUCGGUCUAUCAAAUAAAUACAUGAGUUAAUAUCAAACGCAUAUUCCCAAUAAAAGUACCAAGAAAAUACUUGGAACUCCUUUAUACGCAUCAAAUAAUGCCCUCUUAGGAAAAGGAACUCUACCCUGGAAAGGUCUGUUAAAUCUAGACUUUUUAAAAUCAGAAACUGCCAAAUAUAAGAUUUAUGCUUGGAGAGAUCCAGAGGGAGAACUUUGCCAGAAUAUAGAUCCUGAGUUUAAAGAAAUUCUAGAGUAUGCAUAAAAAUUGGAAUUUGAUGAGGAGCCGGAUUACGAAUAUAUUGAAAGUCUAUUGAUUUCCAUUAAAGAAAGAAAUAAUUUUGAUGAUUAUGUGAAAUGGGAUAAUGUACAUCUGAUUUCUAAUGAUGCUACAAAAAUAAACAUAAUUGUUAACUAAAUUUCUGCUAAGAUCGAUCAUAACACAUAGACAUAAGAUAUAAUAUCCGCUAACUUGACAGCAAAAGAAUUAUAGCAUACUUUUAAGGAUCAAUUGAGUAAUGGCCAUAAAAAAAAAAUAAGGCAUGUAAAACGGUUAAAAAAAGGUGUAAGUCAGACAUCUAAGAUAGAAUUCAAUGAAAGUGGGACAAAAAUGUUGCCUAAAAGUAAAAAAAGCAACACUCGAAAGAAGUAGAAGCAUUCUUAAAAGCAAAUUCUAUAAGCGAUAAACAAUGAAGUAGAAAUAAAUGCUAAUUCAAACAAUUACCAAUAAAAUGAGAUUGAUUACAAUCCAAAAGGAUCAGUAUUUUCGAAUGAAAAAUUUUAGAGUGACGAUCCAAAGUUGAACUAAAGUAAUUAGAGUCUCGAUGAAAAUUCUAUCGAGGAUAUACCUUCUGAGAAUGCUGAAUAUGACUAGUUCAUUAAUGAUGUAAACAAGAACUGUAUGAAUCUUGAAGUCGAAAUAAAGGAGAAAUAUUGGGAUUAAGAAAGUCUUGAGGAGGGUGCAUUGAGAAUAAAAGAUGUACCCGAUUUCAACUGCAAGCGAAAUAAAUUAUCAAGAAAAAGUCAAAUAUAUCUAUCAAUAGAUAAAUCUCCAUUAAGAUUAAAUAAACUCAAAUCUUGUACAAAUAUAGAAAAGAUUAAAGCCAGCAGUAAUAGAAUCAAAGAGGCUGCUCCAGAUAUUUGA